Messenger RNA from Plectropomus leopardus (leopard coralgrouper), 889 nucleotides. RefSeq names its product transmembrane protein 126A (gene tmem126a). Gene Ontology annotation, biological process: mitochondrial respiratory chain complex I assembly. The record is from RefSeq and is a predicted model, not a curated record. Gene Ontology annotation, cellular component: mitochondrion. Lineage: Eukaryota; Metazoa; Chordata; Actinopteri; Perciformes; Serranidae.
CAUGUCUGCGCCCUGUCUCCAUCCCGAGGACCACCUUACCUAAAUGUAAUUAUUGAAUUAUCCAAAUUGUAAGUGAGGAUUUCUAACUACGAGCAGUGGAUCGUGUCGCUUUGGUUUGAAUAUUAAUUGUAAAGAUGUCUGAAAAUAAGCAGAAGGUGAGCGUCCCCGGAAAUGGGCUCUCAAGAGCAGUGAUUGCUGAAAUGCUGGCGAACAAUUUCGAGAAACUGCCUGACAUUGAUCAGAAAAUCUUCUUGUAUGGACCCCUGUAUCUGGGGGGAAACGGUGGCUUUGCAGGACUAAUAUCCAACAGCUUGUACCGCAGAGCUCUGAAUGUGUCCCAGGCGCCCUUCGCCUCCAGCCUGCCGAUGGCCGUGCUGCCCUUCAUCACCACAUUCGCCCUGUAUAACGCCACAGUGUCCGCGCCACUCCUGUCCGGUGACCUCAACUGUCCCACUUGCGCCUUGAUGCGAGGUGCACUUGUCGGUGUGGUCGGUGGUGGGGUGUACCCCAUCCUCCUGGCCUUACCUGUGAAUAUGGGACUCGCCACCACGUACAAAACAGCUCCGAUGCCAGAGAAGGGCAACGUGAUCCGGCACUGGGUGGACGUCUCCAGACCGAUCCUGAGGAGGAUGAGGGCGGUGCUGCUGCUCCAGGCUUUCUUCGGCACCUUCCUGAGCUCCAGGCACUUUGAAACUUACACCAAACUGGCCCACAUAACAUUUGGGUCAGGAGGAGAAGAACUGAAAGACUGAAAUGCACUCCUGCUCAAACUAAACACUUUUUUCAUUGAUUUACACCGAUUUGUGGUUUUCUGCAAAUCUAAUUCACUAUGUCUAAUGUGAUAUACUUGAGAUGUUCCCCUGGCAAUAAAAUUAAGUGUUGGCUACCU